AAAUAUAUUCGGUCCAUCACAAGAGACGACGUACUAAUUUUUAUUGAAAAAGGAACCGAAGUUUAAAGACUACUGCUGAAAUUCGACCCGAGAAAAAUUCAUUCUCGCCCUAAUCAUACCUAAUUUUUCGAUUCAAAUCGUCAUCAAUGCCUCUCAAACGAUUUCAAAAGCCAGCAUUCGAAGCAGAGAAAUACCUGAAAAAAAUCGGGCUUGGAAAAGAAGAUCACCAUUUCUGGAAGCAAGUUGGCAAAGCUCUGCUGAAGACGUACGCGCUGUUCGGAGUAGUGUGGUUUCUGAACGAGACGUCGCCGUUUGGGUGGUGGACGCUGAAGCCGAUGCCCAAGGAGGAGAAGGAGCUCGCCCACCUCUACGAGCGCCGCGAGUUCCCUUACCCGGGCGACGCAGAGGCCAUGGAGGAGUUCGUUGCCAAGGGGGGAAUGAUCGGAACCACCAUCGGCCCAAAAGGGAUCAUUGAAACGGAUAAAGAUUCCUACAAUUUUCAGAAAGAUUUGCAGGACAAGAAGCUGGAUCAGGAGGCCUUGAAGCUGUGGGUGAGGAUGAGGAAUGAGGUUGUAUCUGAGCUGCAAGACAAAGGGUUUGAUGUUGAAUGACUGCACCACGUUUCAUUUGGAGUUGAAUUGUGGUGUUUUGGUGUGCUAAGAAGUGAAUAAUUAUACUCUUUGGUUUAGUUAGAUGGAGAAUUGUGUUGAUACUUUUUUAGAUGAGUUAGUUUAUAUGUGCGUCUAGGAAUAACAGAUUGCGGAUGUUUAAAACAUAAAAAGGGAUGGUGUGAAUAAUAUCGUUGUUGAGUGAUAUGUACUUUGUGAAAUAUAUUAUGGACUAGAUUAGGAUAUAUUUGAUAUAUUCUAAUACUAAGUAAGACAAUUCAAGUGUAAAUUCCUUAGUCGUAAUUGUUGACUCAAGUGUGAAUUCCUUAGUCGUAAUUGUUGACUCAAGUGUGAAUUCUUUAGUCGUAAUUGUUGACUAAGGAAGACAAGACAAUUUAGAAUUGUCUUCUUCGCUUAUAAAUAAGGGAGAUUGGUCUUACGAAUCAAUAUACGAAAAACACUAAGAGAGCACUAUAGUUUCAAUCAGAGAUUUCCUAGCUGUCGACGAUUGAAUCGUGCACUUAGAAUAGUUCCUGCAUCGAAUCGACAUACACGUGGAUACCUUAGUAGUGGAUUCACGGCAAGAAUCGAGACGCACGAUUACCACAUAACAAGUAAGUUAUUCUUAUUGUUGUGUGCCUAUCUCUACACAUGAUGCAUUUGUAAAUCUAGAUCUAAUCCUUGAAUGUAUAUUCCGCUGCGUAUCAUUAGAUGAUGUCAAGGAUAACUAUCACUUUGAUUGAUUUUAUUUGAAAUUAAUGAAUAUUUUUGUUUA
Molecule: messenger RNA, 1383 nt
Organism: Salvia miltiorrhiza (redroot sage)
Lineage: Eukaryota; Viridiplantae; Streptophyta; Magnoliopsida; Lamiales; Lamiaceae
Exons: 2
Coding region: 147-611 (154 amino acids)
Source: RefSeq, a predicted model, not a curated record